Globicephala melas (long-finned pilot whale) is the source of this 888-nucleotide messenger RNA. Its product is annotated as mesoderm-specific transcript homolog protein-like. NCBI's taxonomy places the organism in Eukaryota, Metazoa, Chordata, Mammalia, Artiodactyla, Delphinidae. Gene Ontology annotation, biological process: acylglycerol catabolic process. Gene Ontology annotation, cellular component: mitochondrion. The record is from RefSeq and is a predicted model, not a curated record. Gene Ontology annotation, molecular function: monoacylglycerol lipase activity.
AUGAGGGAGUGGUGGGUCCACGUGGGGCUGUUGGCUGUGCCCCUGCUUGCGGCCUAUCUGCACAUCCCGCCCCGCCAGCUCUCCCCUGCUCUUCACUCAUGGAAGUCAUCAGACUCUGUGGGUGUGGUUGGAAGUCCAGAGAUAGUUGUGCUUUUACACGGCUUUCCAACGUCCAGCUAUGACUGGUACAAGAUUUGGGAAGGUCUGACCCUCAGGUUUCAUCGAGUGAUUACCCUUGAUUUCCUAGGCUUUGGCUUCAGUGACAAACCGAGACCACAUCACUAUUCCAUAUUCGAGCAGGCCAGCAUCGUGGAGGUUCUUUGGCGGCAUCUGGGGCUCCCGAACCGUAGGAUCAACCUGUUGUCUCACGACUAUGGGGAUAUCAUUGCUCAGGAGCUUCUCUAUAGGUUCAAGCAGAAUCGACCUGGUCGGCUUACCAUCAAGAGUCUCUGUCUGUCGAAUGGAGGUAUAUUUCUUGAGACUCACCGUCCUCUCCUUCUCCAAAAGCUUCUCAAAGAUGGAGGCAGGCUGUCACCCAUCCUCACGCGACUGAUGAACUUCUUCGUAUUCUCUCGAGGUCUCACCCCGGUCUUUGGGCCAUACACCCGACCCUCUGAGAGUGAACUGUGGGGCAUGUGGGCAGGGAUACACAACAAUGAUGGGAACUUGGUUAUCGACAGUCUCUUGCAGUACAUCAAUCAAAGGAAGAAGUUUAGAAGACACUGUGUGGGAGCUCUUGCCUCUGUAUCUAUUCCCAUUCAUUUUAUCGAUGGGCCACUGGAUCCAGUGAAUCCCUAUCCAGAGUUUUUGGAGCUGUACAGGAAAAUGCUGCUGCGGUCCACAGUGUCGAUUCUGGAUGACCACAUUAGCCACUGUCCACAGAUAUAG